Molecule: messenger RNA, 1129 nt
Organism: Portunus trituberculatus (swimming crab)
Lineage: Eukaryota; Metazoa; Arthropoda; Malacostraca; Decapoda; Portunidae
Exons: 4
Coding region: 119-700 (193 amino acids)
Source: RefSeq, a predicted model, not a curated record
ACCACUGGUGGCAGGGCGGCGUGCCUGAACUUCUGCUGCAGUUGUGUUCUUUUCAUUUGACAGAACGCACUAUCAAGAGCAAAUCAACAAGCUGCAGCUAACGAAAGGCUACACACAGAUGCGUUUCUUCGAGGUGCUGGUGGUGGUGGUGGUGGUGGCGGUGGCGGCGGCGGCGGGAGUGGUGGAUGCGGUGAAGAUGAAAGAAACAGACUCAAACAUAUCUGGUGGUGGCGGGAAAAGAGACAACCCAUCCCCACAGAAGAGUGACGACGGAGGCAAAUUUUUCCUCGGCGCUCGCUCGACAACAACGGAGACAAUAGUGUCAAUGGUCACGUCGACAGUAUUCUUCUCCUGCCUGGAAGGCACCUCCACGGCGUUGUGUCAGGGCCGCCGUAACAGGAAGGUGUCCCGCAUAAACUUCGGCCAGAUCGAAGAAAAUGAAGCCUACUCAGCGCUGGAAGGCAGCCAAAUAGACAUGGCGAGGGAGGCAAGAGAUCUUAAGGACCCUGAGAACUCUGAAGAUGACCCUGCAGAUGCAUCAUCAAAGUUGUUGGGAAUCAACGUGUGGACGCGGGUUCGCACCACCACCACCGUCACCAUGCUUUAUACAGAUACCAACACCACUAUCCGCCUCUCCUACGCCUGCCAAGCAGGGCACCUGCAGCUGCCGCAGUUCGGUUGUGGACCAACACCACCAUAGGCUUAGUAUGUUAUAACAUUCACCACAAGCCUGACAGUGCCAGCGCAAGAUAUGUCUAGUGUCAUUGCAGUCCACAGAUAAACUAUUUAUUUCAGCAACUGUAUACUGAACUAUUCACAUUUGCGAUGAGCAAAACGAUCUGUUAGGCCUGUUUAUUUUUAUGUGAUCCCCGCAGCCGCUAGUGUCAAUCCUCAUCACCUGCUGUAUUUCCUCAAUCCCAACGUAUUAUCAUUUCAGGUAGGUCAGAAAGAUGGCAAAAUUUUUAUUUUCAGCAAAAAUUGAAUGUGUAAGACUUUUCGGUUAAUUUGAUUUUGACGUAAUCUUACCUAACGUUGUUUUGGUGAGAGGAUAGACAGGAGUGUGAUGACAGCUAAAGAAAAUACGAGGUGAAGAGAGUCCAAAUAGUACACAUGUUACAUAAACCUGCAA